AUGGCUUCAGUUAUACUAGGAAUCCUUCUAGUACUCGUUCCACUUCCCCUUUCCGCCGAAGCUCAGAUCCGCGGCAACUUGACCUUGGGCUCCUUGUUGACGGCGAACGACCAGAACUCUUCCUGGCUGUCGCCGUUGGGCGAGUUUGCCUUCGGGUUCCGGAGAAUGGGAACAGGAGCUCAUUUGUUGGCUAUAUGGUUCGAGAAGAUAGAGGACAAGACCAUCGUCUGGUCGGCGAAUGGCGAUAAUCUAGCGCCCGAAGGUUCGAAAGUCCAGUUGACCGCCAACGGCGGGCUGGUGCUUACCGACCCAAGAGAGAGAGCUGUGGUCUUCUGGCCUGAACGGCAAUGGCUUAGCCAGUUAGAUCUUGGGGCUAAUGUUAAAGCUCGCUAUUCCGAAAUGAAUUACUCCACCGGGAGAUUCCUCUUCGCACUGCAAACCGACGGAAAUCUCGUGCUCUAUGCCACUCCUACCCCGCUGGUGGUCUCAGAUGCAUACUGGGCCACCAACACCAUCACCGCUGGCCGUAUGGGCUUCCGGUUGAUAUUCAAUCAAAGUGGUCAGGUCUACGUCACGGACAGGAAUGGAACAAUACUCAACACCAUCACCGCAGAACUAGUUCCAACAAGCGGAUAUUACCAAAGAGCGAUCCUUGAAUACGACGGGGUAUUUAGGCAAUAUAUCCACCCUAAGACGGCAAAUUCAAGUUCUGGCCGGCUUAUUGGCUGGUCGAGGGUCUCUGCCCCAGUCCCACAAAAUUUAUGCACGAGCAUCGCCCAACAGAUUGGCAGUGGAGCUUGUGGCUUCAACAGCUACUGUACUCUUGGAGAUGAUCUGAGGCCUCGAUGCCAAUGCCCACCUGGAUAUACUCUGUUAGAUUCAACGAACAAGAUGAACGGAUGCAUACAGGCCUUCGCACCACAGAAUUGUAAUGGAAGUAGGCGUGAAACAGACCAAUUCGAUUUGCUUGAAAUGCCCAAUACAAACUGGCCAGAGUCUGAUUACGAGCGUAGCGUGGCACAAACCGAGGACUGGUGCAGAGAGGCUUGCUUGGCUGAUUGUUUUUGCGCAGUCGCCAUUUUCGGCGAUGGAAUUUGCUGGAAAAAGAAGAUCCCUCUUUCAAAUGGAAGGAAGGAUUCAUCGGAGGCUGGAACUAAAGCUCUGAUCAAGGUCAGGAUACAUAACAGGACUUCAAAAUCUCUUUAG
Eucalyptus grandis is the source of this 1206-nucleotide messenger RNA. RefSeq names its product G-type lectin S-receptor-like serine/threonine-protein kinase LECRK2. Lineage: Eukaryota; Viridiplantae; Streptophyta; Magnoliopsida; Myrtales; Myrtaceae. The record is from RefSeq and is a predicted model, not a curated record. The transcript has 2 exons. Bases 1 to 1206 code for a protein of 401 amino acids.